This is a messenger RNA of Pungitius pungitius (ninespine stickleback), 2648 nucleotides long. RefSeq names its product F-box protein 16 (gene fbxo16). The record is from RefSeq and is a predicted model, not a curated record. The transcript has 9 exons. NCBI's taxonomy places the organism in Eukaryota, Metazoa, Chordata, Actinopteri, Perciformes, Gasterosteidae. The coding region runs from base 88 to 1233 and encodes 381 amino acids. Gene Ontology annotation, molecular function: protein binding.
UUUGCACAGGGAAAUGGGACGAAGAGGAGAAGAAGAGUUGGGUGUGUUGGGUUGGAUUGCUUCUGUCGGCAGAGGAGAACCGAUGAGAUGCCACGUGGUGGCGGCGUGCCAGCCAGGCCCUCAGGGACAUCACGGAGCACCUGGACUCCUCUGCACCACCCUGUGUCCAACAGCAAGGUGUUUGAAGAGAGGCGGAACCUUCUGGCAAAGUGGAUGGACGGGUGGUCUGGGAGCCAGAGGACAGCCGUGCUGCAGGACUUGGUGCUGAGCUGCUCGGUGGAGCAGCUGCGGUUCCUGAGCAGCAGCGUGAGCAGACGGCUCCCCCUGCAGGCCGCAGACUUCUCCUGCCUGCUGCCCAGAGCCAUCUGCCUCUACGUCUUCUCCUUCCUGGACCCCCGCAGCCUCUGUCGAUGUGCCCGGGUGAGCUGGCACUGGAGGAGCAUGGUGGAACUGGACCAGCUGUGGAUGCCCAAGUGCGUGAAGCGGGGCUGGUGCAUCAGCUUCUCCCCCUCCCCUCUGGAGCAGGGCGUGUGGAAGAGACACUACAUCCAGGCGGUGCUGGAGCUGCAGGCUGGGAGAUCAGAUCCAGAACCAGCUCAGCGGUCCCACACCAAGCACUACGGCUCAGCAGGAGCCCUCACACAGAGCAGGCCCACAAGCUUACAAGGAAGGGCCCUCAUCAGGCAGGAGGCCCCCGCGUCCUUCACACACUCACCUGUGAGCAUCUCCGGGGCGCCACCAACAAGAGGGAGGCCAUGGAGAGGCUCUGACCGGCGUCCCAGAGACACCCUGCGCUUCAACUACCUGGACAACGGGCAGCCGGGUGCCGGAGCUCCUGCACCCCAGAGGACACCACCCGAGGCGCAUCACAAGCCCAGCCAAGCCAAAUCGCUGAUGCUCCUCAGCUGUAGACCCCAACCUCCUCCUCCUGCUCCUCCUCUUCCUCCCCCUGAGGCCCCAUGGCGACCACCCUGGGCGUCUGGCAAUCACGGCCCCCCCGUCACCCAGGAGACCGCCACCGGCCUGCUGCGCCUGACCCGGUGGAAUGCCGGGGUCCGCCCGGGCCCGGUGAGGUCGGCGGUGCCGCGGGUCAGCGAGGAGGCGCUCAGGGCGUUCCAGCGCUCACACCGCAGCGCCCCUAGUACACCACUGUUUGGGGUUCAGUUCUGGACCAGCUGUGCUCCACGCACACAUCUGGAGGAGCGCGGAGCCACGGCGUCAGGACCAGAUUGACUGCAGCUCUGCACUCGCGUGGUGUGGUUUGAUGUCCUGUGUACGUCUCCACGGAUAGAAUUCGUGUUAAUGAGGAAACGUGGAGCAGUUAAAUGGGCUGCUAAAGUUAACAUGUGCAGGGGGCGCUAUUGAGCCAAAAUGCUAUGUAGAAGCAUUAAAAUCAUAUGAAGUAACUACAUCUUUAACCGUUUUCCAAGUUUAGUAAAAAUUGGAGCAUAUUUAGUGCUUCAAAAGCACCUUCAUUGACUGUAAAUAACGGCAACACGAAACAAAAUGAUUUGAAUGCAUUUUAAUCAGCGAGGCCUUGGGAUUGUUUCACCAAACAUUCAAAGUCCCAGGGAGGAGUUUGUCAAAGUACCGCGUCUAGGAAGUGAAAAAAGUAAAUAUCUACACAAAAAAUAAUAACUGAAUAUUAUAAGUUACUUCCUGUUAAUCUUAGAGCAAGAGAGCCAAGUCUUCCUGCUGUACAUAUGUCCAGAUACCCAAAACUCCCAAUAUUCAAUGUGAACUAUCAAAGUCCCAAGGAUUCAAGAUUCAUUAGAUAAAUGGACUAGAAGUAGCUCAUUAAAGUGUAAAACGUUUGUGUUUAUCUAUGCCAAUAGGUGGAGCCAUCGUUUUUUAAAGACAAUUGCAUGAGAAUACGUUAAGUCCUACAUUAGCAUCAUGAAAAAUAGAUAAAAACGUUCCUUAGAGUUAUAAUAUUUUACGUUUUCAAGAAAAUCGACCAAAAUGGAUGCCAGGCCACGCCCACGUAGCUGCAUGAAAACGCUGGAUUUGAAUGAUUUUUGACCACACAGGUUUCAGGAUUAAUUUGCCUGAAUUUAAAAUUUAUCUCUCAGAGAAGUUGGUUCAUUUAUGAAUCAAAAAUACGAUGGAAAUUUGAAAAAAACAAGCAAAAACUCCCCCUAAUUCGAAUAGUUCCAACAUUCUGAAAAAAUGCAGGUACGCUCAAUGUGAACACAUCCUAGAGGUAACUAUUAGGCCACACCCCUAACAACCUUCAUUCGUCCAUAACUUUGAUUAAUAAUGAGAUAAAGCCUCUCAUCAUUUCAGAUGGCAUUGAUCCAAUAACGAGAUCCUGAACAUGACGACCGAGCGUCAGGGAGUUAAAAAAAUCCGCUGUUUGCAUGAUUGACUUUUUUUGUGGAACACGUCCAAGAGCACCUGUGUGCCAAAUGUCAAGUUAAUCGGUGAAACGGGGCAAAAAUCUCCGAUUGUUUUAACCAUGAAUGCAUGCGCAUUUAGGGUAUGGAAAUGAUUCACACUUCUGAUGCGUAGCUGAAUUUGGAUUACAGUGUGUAAUAAUAGUUCCUAGAAACAGACUUUCAGUCAGGUCAGGCCCUAAAAACUGCACCAUGUUUGCAGUGAACCGUUGGAGAAAUAGAACCAGUAGAACAAAACCUCCUAUUAUUCUU